Messenger RNA from Suillus subaureus, 504 nucleotides. RefSeq lists its product as uncharacterized. Lineage: Eukaryota; Fungi; Basidiomycota; Agaricomycetes; Boletales; Suillaceae. The record is from RefSeq and is a predicted model, not a curated record. The transcript is spliced from 2 exons. The coding region runs from base 1 to 504 and encodes 167 amino acids.
AUGCACCAUCUAUCUGCCCUGCAGAAUGAGGGACUUCAUAUUUGGGAUGCACACAUUGACCGUGUCUUCACAUCAAAUUUGUAUCUCAUCUACAUUACUGCAGAUGGUCCAGGGCUUGUGUACUUUGAUGGAAUGGUAGGACAUAGUGGGAAGAAUGGAUGCCAUCUCUACUGUGGUCUUCUUGGACAUUGCAAGGGAACACACUACUACCCUGCACUAUUGCUUCCAAACAAUUAUCAUAUUCCAGGUAGCGAUUACCCAGACAUUAGUAUCUAUGAUCUACCAAAUGCAGCAUCACCAGAAUAUGCAGUGAAUCUUGAAAAGCUCAUUGCUGCCCCCAAUCAGACUCAAUAUGAGAAGCUUCAUACUGAGACUGGCCUCACAAAACCUAGUUUAUUACUGGGUCUUUCCCCCCAUCAUACUCUCAGAAUUCCACAGUGUCUAACUCCUGACAUGAUGCAUCUCGCACAGCUUCUUUUGGACCUCUUGCUAUCCUUAUGGUGA